GGAAGUAGACAGCGGCGAAUCAUCUCGCAGCGCUUGGACACUCUUGGGCUUACAGACCAAGCAGCUGUCAAUGCACAGCGCCGAGUGUCACGACUAACAAGGGGCUUUGAGGAAGGACGACGGCUUAAAAAUGCAGCUCAGCGCCGACUUCUGUUGUUUACCACAUAGUCGAGUCAGGUCUCAGAACGUUAACAUCUAUCGCUGAACAAACGAGCUGAGAAGUUGUGAGGCUUUUUUUUGUCCACUACUGUCGUCUGAGUGUUGUCUGUUCGGUUACUGUCCAUCCGACAGAACUAGUCCAGACAUGAGUACCGUCAAUCUGAUUUUUUGGGACCAGUUGCAGGCUGGCAGCUCCGACGUGGACUGGUGCGAGGGCAAUUACCUAAUUUACCCCAGCAUCGCCGAAUUUUACAACACGAUCAGCAACAUUUUGUUUUUUGUUUUGCCGCCCAUAUUAAUGUGCUUGUUCCGCCAAUAUGCAACACAUUUCAACAGUGGGAUUUACCUCAUAUGGAUUCUACUGGUUGUGGUUGGUAUCGGAUCGACGUACUUCCACGCCACGCUCAGCUUUCUCGGCCAGAUGCUGGACGAGCUCGCCAUCUUAUGGGUGCUCAUGUGUGCCAUCGCCAUGUGGUUUCCCAAGAGAUAUCUGCCCAGGAUGUUCAGGAGGGAUCGGUCGAGGUUCAAAGUGGUCAUCGCCAUCCUGUCAGGGAUCACCACAGGGCUGGCCUUCGUGAAGCCUGUCGUCAACUCGGUGUCACUAAUGACACUGGGCAUCCCCUGCACCGUACUCCUCAUUACUGAGCUUAAAAGGUGUGAAAACCCACGAGUGUUCAAGCUGGGUCUGAUCUCAGGGAUCUGGUGGGCACUGGCUCUGCUUUGCUGGAUCAGUGACAGGAUAUUCUGUGAGAUGUGGUCAUCUGUCAAUUUUCCCUACUUGCACUGUGCUUGGCACAUCCUCAUUUGUCUGGCUUCCUACUUGGGUUGCGUUUGCUUCGCCUACUUUGACGUUGCGACUGAGGCCCCGGAGCGAGGGCCCGUCAUCAUGUUCUGGCCCAACGAGAAGUGGGCCUUCAUCGGCGUGCCCUACAUUUCCUUUCUCUGUGUCCACAAGAAGUCUGCGGUCAAGGUGACUUAAGGCGCCCCGACUCCGCUGGUUGCACUUCUGACACUUUCUCGCCACGAUGCGGCUCCGCUGACACUUGAGCUCACCGUGUCGGGGCACCUUUACGCCAACGGUGAGGAUUUAUCGGUUCCUCCUUCCUUCCCCGUUUCAUUACAUGUCAGCGUUUAUGCAACUGUGUCAAAGAACAAAAAGUGUUAAAAAUUAUUCUAACAUGACGCCAAAAGAGCGACUGUUCAAACGCCACAGUAUCAAAGCCAGGAAAUCUUUACAGUGUUCCAAACCUAAUCUCAGGCUUUACAUUAUGACACCAUGUCAGUAUUAUGCACUUCUGUGAUUUUAAGAGGAAGAUUUUGUACAUUUUAUAGUAACUAAAAAAAAGAAAGAUUAUAAAGUAUUGUAUUUCCUAUAUAAGGACAAGUAUAGCAUCUCAUAGGUGCAGUCUGGUCAUCAUUAAAGCAUAUUUAAAAACAAUAAGUCACUGGAUCCAUUAACUGUGAUUAAUGCAUUAAAGCGUCAUGUUAUCUUGCUUAGCUCAUCUUUCUAGGCUCAAUUAAUCAACAACUUGGUUCACACGAUGUUGUCGUGUUACACACAAAGCCUUAUGUGUUUUAGAUGCAUAUUGGAUUCACACUGUUAGACCCGCCCCCUUUGUGGAAGGUAGUUUUUGCUUAAAACGCAAGCUUCUUUCUGAAAUGGGUGUGCUAUAUUUUGCUGCUAGCAUGCCAAUGUGUUCUUUCAAGAUAAUCUUUGAGAAAUGCGUUUAAUGUACUGAGUGUGUGUGUGUAUGUGUGUGUGUAUAUACAUAUAUUCUCAACUAACAAUGUGAUUAUGCCAUUAUUUUCUGAGGAUCAUAUCAUUUGUAUGUUGUUGAAUUAUAUAUUGGCCAAAACCCAAAGUAGAAAGACCCGAAUUGAAUGUGAAAUCAAAAUGUAUUGAAAAAAAGAUUGACUUUUCAAGUAAAUAAUUACAUAUUUUGCACAAAAUUAAGAAUUGUUCUUAAUGCACACCGCAAUGAGAAUUAUGUACUUAUGAACUAUGCUUCCACCCUACAGCGUAUAAUGGGGAAGUUUUCCCAACUUAUAAUUAUUAUUUUUCAUCCAAACAUCUCAACUCAGUGUUAUUUAUUCCCGGAUCAGUAUUUUCGAUGUGCUAAAUAUAAUCAGAGCUCUGAACGCUGUGCAGAAGGCCUUAAUCAAACCGGAUAACGAACUACAGAACAAGGUUACACAAUGUUGUUGUGUAACGUAUCUGAUGCUGUUUUUCCUCAGGUGAUAUGCAGUGUGAUGAAUGUGUUGGAUAGCAAAAGGAAAUCAGGCCUAGGUCACAGCAGGAGAACCUUUUUCUUUUCACCACGUCUUCUGUGGUAUGUUUUAUUUAGAUAGAAAUGACAUUGUGUGUCGAAAUUAAAAGGGAAGAAUAUUAGUAGUUGUGCAGCUAAACGCUAACCCUAAAAAACAAGUUUCACCAAAGCGUUUCACCGCAAACCAUUGUUUUAAAUGUACUUGUAAACUGCCUCAAGCUGCGUUAACUGGUAUUGUUUUACUCCUGUCCUCCUGCUGAGGCUUCAAGGGACUCAACCUACUAAAAUUUCUAGUGCAUACAUGAUGGGUCAAGUAAAGAAUCAUGACUUAGAAAGUAAAACAUAACUUUUCAUGAGUUUCUACACAAUUUUGUUGAAUCCCAAAAAAUAUAUAUAGUGUUUGUGUGUGUGUGUGUGUGU
Molecule: messenger RNA, 2846 nt
Organism: Pungitius pungitius (ninespine stickleback)
Lineage: Eukaryota; Metazoa; Chordata; Actinopteri; Perciformes; Gasterosteidae
Gene: acer2
Product: alkaline ceramidase 2
Exons: 6
Coding region: 305-1138 (277 amino acids)
Biological process (GO): ceramide catabolic process; sphingosine biosynthetic process
Cellular component (GO): Golgi membrane
Source: RefSeq, a predicted model, not a curated record